Messenger RNA from Didymodactylos carnosus, 516 nucleotides. NCBI's taxonomy places the organism in Eukaryota, Metazoa, Rotifera, Eurotatoria, Philodinida, Philodinidae. The record is from the annotation of a GenBank genome assembly.
AUGUUUUCUCAAAACUGUUUUUCACCUUUAGCACUUUCGCCACGUGCAAGAAUUCUCAGUAACGAUACAUCGGAGAAAGAAUUAUUAAAAAAAUUUGAUGAACAGGGAACACAACGUAUUCUACAAGUUAAACAAAAAUUAAUACACUUAGAAAAAGACUCAAAAGCUGAACGAAAUAGUCAUCCAUUGAUGAAGAAAAUUACAGAAUGGGAAUUAGAUUCGACAUCGAAAAUACAUCGUAUGGCUGAAGAAGCUCGAGGGAAAGUACAAAAGUUAUUAGAUGAAAAUCUUGUCGAAUAUCAAAAUGAAUUUGAAUUAAUUAAAAAUAAGUUAGAAAUAAGUCAAGGCACACAUGAUUUUAAAGAUAUUGAUUUUAUAAAUUGGCUUUUUCAAUUAGAGGAAUUACAACAAAAAUUAGAAGUUGGAGAAUCAAAUAUUAGAGCGGAAGUUGAAAACGAACAUUGGACGCCAAAGAUUGACGUGGUAAAGACUACUAAAAAUGAUAAAGAAGAAUAA